AUGAACGAUCCAAUUGCCGACGCAAAAGCCCAAGAGGCAACGCACAACUACGAAUUCCGCAUCGCAACACCCGACGACAUUCCCGCGCUCCAAGAAAUGAUAGGCGACUCGCUCCGCGCGCUGGGCAAAGGAUACUACACGCAAGCCGAGCUCGACGGCUCAAUAGGCUACCUCUUCGGCCCCGAUUCAGUGUUAAUCCACGAUCAAACAUACUACAUCCUGCACCCAGUCUCUUCGCCGACGACGCUGUGCGCGUGCGGCGGGUGGUCGUUCCGCAAGACACUGUACGGCGGGGACUCUGCGCCCUCUGUGCUGCGGAUGCCUGCUCAGCGCGACCCGACGACGGAGCGGGCGAGCAUCCGGGCCAUCUUCACUGCGCCGGGGUACGCGCGACGCGGCCUUGGUACGAUGAUGCUGCGGCACUGCGAGCGGGCGGCGGCGGCGGGCAAGCCCGGCGCAACGGCGGGCUUCUCGCGGCUGGAAAUGGGCGCCACGCUCAGCGGCGUCGCGCUGUAUGAGCGCUGCGGCUACGUCAGGAGUGGCCGCGAGGACGCCGUCACGUGUCCGAAUGGAGAGCGCAUUCGCAUCCUGCACAUGACCAAGGAUUUGGAGCCUGGGACUGAGCUUGCCCCGUGA
This is a messenger RNA of Bipolaris maydis ATCC 48331, 636 nucleotides long. RefSeq names its product acyl-CoA N-acyltransferase. Lineage: Eukaryota; Fungi; Ascomycota; Dothideomycetes; Pleosporales; Pleosporaceae. The record is from RefSeq and is a predicted model, not a curated record. Gene Ontology annotation, molecular function: acyltransferase activity, transferring groups other than amino-acyl groups.